CAAUCACGGGCGGCGGAGGAGGAGGAGGAGGAGGGCUGCUCGAGGAAGUGCGGCGUGAAGUUGUGGAGCUGAGAUUGCCCGCCGCUGGGGACCCGGAGCCCAGGAGCGCCCCUUCCCAGGCGGCCCCUUCCGGCGCCGCGCCUGUGCCUGCCCUCGCCGCGCCCCGCGCCCGCAGCCUGGUCCAGCCUGAGCCAUGGGGCCGGAGCCUCAGUGAUCGUCAUGGAGCUGGCGGCCUGGUGCCGUUGGGGGUUCCUCCUCGCCCUCCUGCCCCCCGGAGCCGCGGGUACCCAAGUGUGUACCGGCACAGACAUGAAGUUGCGGCUCCCUGCCAGUCCUGAGACCCACCUGGACAUGCUUCGCCACCUCUACCAGGGCUGUCAGGUGGUGCAGGGCAACUUGGAACUUACCUACCUGCCUGCCAAUGCCAGCCUCUCAUUCCUGCAGGACAUCCAGGAAGUCCAGGGAUACAUGCUCAUCGCUCACAACCGAGUGAAGCACGUCCCACUACAAAGGUUGCGCAUCGUGAGAGGGACCCAACUCUUUGAGGACAAGUAUGCCCUGGCUGUGCUAGACAACAGAGAUCCUUUGGACAAUAGCACCACCGUCGCCCCAGGCAGAAUCCCAGAAGGGCUUCGGGAGCUGCAGCUUCGAAGUCUCACAGAGAUCCUGAAGGGAGGAGUUUUGAUCCGUGGGAACCCUCAGCUCUGCUACCAGGACGUGAUUUUGUGGAAGGAUGUCUUCCGCAAGAAUAACCAGUUGGCUCCUGUCGAUGUAGACACCAAUCGUUCCCGGGCCUGUCCACCUUGCUCUCCAACCUGCAAAGAUAAUCACUGUUGGGGUGAGAGUCCUGAAGACUGUCAGAUCUUGACUGGCACCAUCUGUACCAGUGGCUGUGCCCGGUGCAAGGGCCGGCUGCCCACUGACUGUUGCCACGAACAAUGUGCUGCAGGCUGCACGGGCCCCAAACAUUCGGACUGCCUGGCCUGCCUCCACUUCAACCAUAGCGGUAUCUGUGAGCUGCAUUGCCCAGCCCUCGUCACCUACAACACAGACACUUUCGAGUCCAUGCUCAACCCUGAGGGUCGUUACACCUUUGGUGCCAGCUGUGUGACCACCUGCCCCUACAACUACCUCUCUACGGAAGUGGGAUCCUGCACUCUGGUCUGUCCCCCGAAUAACCAAGAGAUCACAGCUGAGGACGGAACACAGCGGUGUGAGAAAUGCAGCAAGCCCUGUGCUCGAGUGUGCUAUGGUCUGGGCAUGGAGCAUCUUCGAGGGGCGAGGGCCAUCACCAGUGACAAUAUCCAGGAGUUCACUGGCUGCAAGAAGAUCUUUGGGAGCCUGGCAUUUUUGCCGGAGAGCUUUGACGGGAACCCCUCCUCGGGCAUUGCCCCACUGAAGCCUGAGCAUCUCCAAGUGUUCGAAACCCUGGAGGAGAUUACAGGUUACCUAUACAUUUCAGCAUGGCCAGAGAGCCUCCAUGACCUCAGCGUUUUCCAGAACCUUCGGGUCAUUCGGGGACGGAUUCUCCAUGACGGUGCCUACUCCUUGACACUGCAAGGUCUGGGAAUUCACUCGCUGGGGCUGCGCUCACUGCGGGAGCUUGGCAGUGGAUUGGCUCUCAUUCACCGCAACACCCAUCUCUGCUUUGUACACACUGUACCUUGGGAUCAGCUCUUCCGGAACCCGCACCAGGCCCUGCUCCACAGUGGGAACCGGCCGGAAGAGGAAUGUGGUCUCGAGGGCUUGGUCUGUAACUCACUGUGUUCCCAUGGGCACUGCUGGGGGCCAGGGCCCACCCAGUGUGUCAACUGCACUCAGUUCCUCCGGGGCCAGGAGUGUGUGGAGGAGUGUCGAGUAUGGAAGGGGCUCCCCAGGGAGUAUGUGAGUGACAAGCACUGUCUGCCAUGCCACCCUGAGUGUCAGCCUCAAAACAGCUCUGAGACCUGCUUUGGAUCGGAGGCUGACCAGUGCGCAGCUUGUGCCCACUACAAGGAUUCAUCCUUCUGUGUGGCUCGCUGCCCCAGUGGUGUGAAACCAGACCUCUCCUACAUGCCCAUUUGGAAGUACCCGGAUGAGGAGGGCAUAUGUCAGCCAUGCCCCAUCAACUGCACCCACUCUUGUGUGGACCUGGAUGAACGAGGCUGCCCAGCAGAGCAGAGAGCCAGCCCAGUGACAUUCAUCAUUGCAACUGUGGUGGGCGUCCUGUUGUUCCUGAUCAUAGUGGUGGUCGUUGGAAUCCUAAUCAAACGAAGGCGACAGAAGAUCCGGAAGUAUACAAUGCGUAGGCUGCUGCAGGAAACUGAGGUGAGACAUGGCAAGGGCCUCCUAGUGCUCCCCCACCCCCAACCCCAAGCUUUGCAGCUUCCUCAGCAUGGCACUCACCCUACCACCCUCUCCCUCCAGCUAGUGGAGCCGCUGACGCCCAGUGGAGCCGUGCCCAACCAGGCUCAGAUGAGGAUCCUGAAAGAGACGGAGCUAAGGAAGGUGAAGGUGCUUGGAUCAGGAGCUUUCGGCACUGUCUACAAGGGCAUCUGGAUCCCAGAUGGGGAGAAUGUGAAAAUCCCCGUGGCCAUCAAGGUGUUGAGGGAAAACACAUCUCCUAAAGCUAACAAAGAAAUCCUAGAUGAAGCUUAUGUGAUGGCUGGUGUGGGUUCUCCCUAUGUGUCCCGCCUCCUGGGCAUCUGCCUGACAUCCACAGUGCAGCUGGUGACACAGCUUAUGCCCUAUGGUUGCCUUCUGGACCAUGUCCGAGAACACCGAGGUCGCCUAGGCUCCCAGGACCUGCUCAACUGGUGUGUUCAGAUCGCCAAGGGGAUGAGCUACCUGGAGGAUGUGCGGCUCGUUCACAGGGACCUCGCUGCCCGGAACGUGCUCGUCAAGAGUCCCAAUCACGUCAAGAUUACAGACUUCGGGCUGGCUCGGCUGCUGGACAUUGAUGAGACAGAAUACCAUGCAGAUGGGGGCAAGGUACCCAUCAAGUGGAUGGCAUUGGAAUCUAUUCUUAGACGCCGGUUCACCCAUCAGAGUGAUGUGUGGAGCUAUGGCGUGACUGUGUGGGAGCUGAUGACUUUUGGGGCCAAACCUUACGAUGGGAUCCCAGCCCGGGAGAUCCCUGAUUUGCUGGAGAAGGGAGAACGCCUACCUCAGCCUCCAAUCUGCACCAUCGAUGUCUACAUGAUCAUGGUCAAAUGUUGGAUGAUUGACUCUGAAUGUCGUCCGAGAUUCCGGGAGUUGGUAUCAGAAUUCUCCCGUAUGGCGAGAGACCCUCAGCGCUUUGUGGUCAUCCAGAACGAGGACUUGGGCCCCUCCAGCCCCAUGGACAGCACCUUCUACCGUUCACUGCUGGAGGAUGAUGACAUGGGGGAUCUGGUCGAUGCUGAAGAGUAUCUGGUACCCCAGCAGGGAUUUUUCUCCCCAGACCCUGCCCCAGGCACUGGGAGCACAGCCCACCGCAGACACCGCAGCUCAUCCACCAGGAGUGGAGGUGGUGAGCUGACACUGGGCCUGGAGCCCCCUGAAGAAGAUCCCCCCAGAUCUCCACUGGCUCCCUCCGAAGGGGCUGGCUCCGACGUGUUUGAUGGUGACCUGGCAGUGGGGGUAACCAAAGGGCUGCAGAGCCUCUCUCCACAUGACCUCAGCCCUCUACAGCGGUACAGCGAGGAUCCCACGUUACCUCUGCCCCCGGAGACUGAUGGCUACGUUGCUCCCCUGGCCUGCAGCCCCCAGCCCGAGUAUGUGAACCAGCCAGAGGUUCGACCUCAGCCUCCCUUGACCCCAGAGGGUCCUCCGCCUCCUGUCCGACCUGGGGGUGCUACUUUAGAAAGACCCAAGACCCUCUCUCCUGGGAAGAAUGGGGUUGUCAAAGACGUUUUUGCCUUUGGGGGUGCUGUGGAGAACCCUGAAUACUUAGCACCCAGAGAAGGCACCGCCUCUCAGCCCCACCCUUCUCCUGCCUUCAGCCCAGCCUUUGACAACCUCUAUUAUUGGGACCAGAACUCAUCGGAACAGGGGCCUCCACCAAGUACCUUUGAAGGGACCCCCACUGCAGAGAACCCUGAGUACCUAGGCCUGGAUGUGCCAGUAUGAGAUCACGUGUACAGACGUCCUGUGUCUUCAGAGUGGGGGAGGCCUGACUUGUGGUCUCCUUCGCCACAAAGCAGGGAGAGGGUCCUCCGGCCACAUUACAUCCAGGGCAGCCGGCUAUGCCACGAACCUGCCCUAAGGAACCUCCUGGCUGCUUCAAUCCUGAGUGGCUAAGAGGGCCCCACCUGGCUGGAAGAGCGAGCACACUCGAUAGCCUCAGUGGAUUACAGACCCUGCCCUGACAGACUAUAGGGUCCAGUGCGCAUCCUGGCCAUGGCUCCUUACCUGGCCUGGCUCUCCUGGUUCUGAGGACUGAGGGACGCUCAGCCUAGAAGGGAAGAGGCCCCCAAGGGAAUAUCCUGGGACCCGGACAAGCCACUAGGACUGAGACAUGUGCACCCCGAGAACGGGGCAGCACUUACCUCCUGGUCUUUGUACAGAGUGUAUUUUGUUCUGUUUUUACUUUUGUUUUUUGUUUUUGUUUUUUUUUAAAAGAUGAGAUAAGGAUACGGUAGGAGAGUGGGUGCUAUAUGGAAGUUAGCAAGUGGUGUCUCUCUUUCUCCAUUUGCAAUGAGAUUUGUCAAAUAGCUGGGGCCCCAGCCUAUGUCUGGGGAGUGGUCCCUGGCCAGACCGUACCGCUCACCUGACAUACGGCUCCUCCUGGAGGAAAGUGUGUACAGAUCUUCCAAAAGUUUGAGAUGGACUGGCUUUGGGGUCGAGGGACCGGGAAGUCAGAAUUCCUUUCUGAAGAUCCUUUGGCAACAGGGCCAUUCUCCACGGGACACACUCAUUCCAAGGCCGCCCCCCCAGAACGAAGUCCUUUCCUCCCAGUGGGAGAGUGGAGCUUGAGGAGAGCACUGUCCUGUGACUCGCUUUCCUUGCCUUAGAGAGGAGGAAGGAUCUGCCCAGGAAAACCCCGCCCACUCGGUGUUAACAGGGCCGGACUGACCUGUGUGCUCCCACACAGGCUGGACAUAAACACGAGCCAGUUGACACAAGCGUGUGUAUUGUAGUUACUCUUUAUUGCCAAGACACUGCCUGGGACUCACGGAACAUAAGUUAUAGCAACUGUGGCAUCUGCAAGGUAUUGCCACGCUUGGGGGGAAGAGGACCACACUGCAGAGGGCACAGAUCCCCGGAAAGGGACGAGAGGAGACGGUGCAAAUGUCCACGGAGAACAUCUCUUUUCUGCCUUGGACCACAGAAAUGUCUAGUCCCUCCUUGUGCCCAAAGAGGCAAAGUGAAGUUAGGGCCUUAGCUACCUAGGGCUGAGUGAGGAGCUAAAGGUAAAGGGGAUUCCUAGCGUAACUGCAAGGAAACAAAGGUUUAAACCCCAGAA
This is a messenger RNA of Mastomys coucha (southern multimammate mouse), 5425 nucleotides long. It is a transcript of the gene Erbb2, whose product is annotated as erb-b2 receptor tyrosine kinase 2. Gene Ontology annotation, cellular component: basal plasma membrane; signaling receptor complex. Gene Ontology annotation, molecular function: ATP binding; transmembrane receptor protein tyrosine kinase activity. Bases 220 to 4089 code for a protein of 1289 amino acids. The record is from RefSeq and is a predicted model, not a curated record. Gene Ontology annotation, biological process: protein phosphorylation; cell surface receptor protein tyrosine kinase signaling pathway; multicellular organism development. NCBI's taxonomy places the organism in Eukaryota, Metazoa, Chordata, Mammalia, Rodentia, Muridae. The transcript has 26 exons.